Molecule: messenger RNA, 1128 nt
Organism: Nerophis lumbriciformis (worm pipefish)
Lineage: Eukaryota; Metazoa; Chordata; Actinopteri; Syngnathiformes; Syngnathidae
Source: RefSeq, a predicted model, not a curated record
AUGAAAUUCGCCUUGGCUGUCAACAUGGGACUUUUUUUGCACAACGUUGCCUCUGCCACCCCCACAGUUUCCACAACAGACAGGAACCUGCUCCUCUGUGAAGGUGUAAACAACCAGAGCUACAUGUGUGAGUCAGGCCACUGCUGUGGAGAAUCUCAGUGUUGCAGUUACUACUAUGAGCUCUGGUGGUUUUGGUUGGUCUGGGCUAUCAUCUUUAUUUUGAGUUGCUGCUGUGUUUGUCACCAUCGCCGCACAAAACAUCGACUGCAGCAACAGCAGCGACAGCACGAGAUCAACCUCAUUGCGUACCGUGAAGCACACAACUAUCCCUCAGUACCCUUCUACUUCAGGUUUCUGCCAAGCUACCUCCUGCCAGAUUAUGAAGAAGUAGUCAACAGGCCAUCCACGCCCCCUCCACCCUACAGUGUUUUACACUCAGGACCUUCUUCAGCAGGACCUUCCUCACAGUCUCACACUGAGCAGCAGGAUGGUCACUGUCCAGCCGUUCAACCAACACCAGUGCCCCCCAAUGCGGAUCGCCUGUGCAAUGGGUCCAGUCCAGUGGAGCCACAGCCACCUACUUUAGAUUUAAUGCCAAAGGCUGACAACAAGGCUCCACAGACCACACAAGACUCUGGCGUGAUACUUUUGUCAGAUGGGAUUAGUAGCGAAAGACUCAGUUUUGAGGAAAAAAACGACUGCAAGGAUCCUCUUUUGAAGGACCUUUCGGAUGACAAAGAUAGACUCCCUAAUGGUAGAAGGCGGCGAUUUACAGGCGACUCUGGGAUUGAAGUGUGUGUGUGUGGCACACGUGGCAGCAGUGGCUGUAGUGGAGUGGGUGGUCCGGAAGGUAAGGAGUUUCGUGAGCUGGAGAGCCUGCUCGGUCGAGAGGGAAAUGAUCAGGAGGAGGCUGGAGACUUCUGUGACAGUUGUGUACACCGUUCUUCUUACAACGGGGAAGAGGAGCAGGUGCUUGGUGGGUCGGAAAGGCGGAUGGCACCAGGAUCUUCCCAGACGGCGCACCUCCCAGGAAGUGCCUCACUGCACCCUCCAGUAUGCCUUCUCCUUCACACUAUCAAUGAGCAAGAGGGUCCACACUACACCACCACCAUUGAGCCCCUGGGUUGA